AUGGGUUACUCCGAUUUGCGUCCCAAGAAACCAAAUCCCGAAUCUUUCUCCGUCUCCGGCAACAGCGUUCCUCAUGGCUGCGAGACCUCUUGUUUCUUAGCGAAGAAGAAGAACCGUGACGGUGGAGUUUUCCUCCAGAUUCCGGCGAGAACCGUCACAAUUCCCUCGGAGGCGACGGCGAGGAUUCAGAGGCAGCAGUCGGAGAAAGCUAAUAAGACCAACAACAAAGAUCGGACCAGAGGAAAUGGUUUCGGGAUGUUCGGGUCCGUUUUGAACCGUAAACAAAAACCAGACGUUUCGACCAUGUUGUUGAUGAUAUGUGUCACUCUCUGUCUCGCUGUUCGUGUGUCGAACUCAGCUCCACUUUUAAGUAUCAAUAGCCCCGACGGGGAUAUAAUAGACUGUGUAAAACGAGAAGACCAACCGUCAUUUCAGCAUCAGUUGCUGACAAAUCAUACGAUUCAGGAACCACCGACGUUACCAAACAUGGUACAAAAAGACCUCGUUUGGCAGGUGUGGCAUCGAAAUGGAACCAAAUGUCCCGACGGUUCUAUUCCGAUUCGCCGGUUAAUCGGCCGUCAGAACGGGACAACAGGCUCUAACGCCGCGAACAGAGUCUUACGUGAGCACGCAGUCGGUAAAAUGAACAACCCUCCAAAGAUAUACGGAACAGAAGCCACGAUGAAUGUGUGGCAUCCACAUGUUGAAGUAGAUGAAGAGUUUAGCCUCGGACAGAUUUGGCUGACUUCCGGGUCAUACAACAACAAUGAUGUCAACAGUUUAGAGGCUGGUUGGCAACUUUAUCCGUAUUUAUAUGGAGACUACCAUCCCCGGUUUUUCAUAUAUUGGACGACGGAUGCCUACUACCUGACCGGGGGUUAUAAUCUUCGUGCCCCCGGUUUCGUUCAAACCAGCAAAAGAGUUGCGAUUGAAGGGGCCAUCGAUCAAACGUCGAUUUUUGGAGGCAUACAAUUCGAAAUAACUAUCCGUAUGUGGAAGGAUCAAAGACUCAGAAGUUGGUGGCUUGCCGUAGUCUUUGGCGACAUAUUUGAGCCGGUCGGAUAUUGGCCGGCUUCCCUUUUUACCCUACAGAUUGAUUAUGCGAUAGAAGUGGAGUGGGGCGGUGAGAUCGUGAACACAAACCCGUUCGGUCGACACACCACGACUCAAAUGGGUUCGGGUUGCUUUCCCGACAGCGGUGUCGGGAAAGUUGCAUAUAUGAGAAAUUUGAAAGUCGCAUUGUCUGAAAACAACUUCCAGCCGCUCGACGACCUCAUGGUAAUAUUGACACACCCAGACUAUUACCGGGCCAAGAGAUUCAACAGUUCAACCGUUUAUUUUGGAGGACCACAACAAAUUACGUCUAUAGCGGUUGAUAUGACAGUUGAUCUUUUUAUUCUAUAUUUGGGUUUUAGCUUGUUCUUACUGAUUUAA
This is a messenger RNA of Arabis nemorensis, 1434 nucleotides long. The record is from the annotation of a GenBank genome assembly. Lineage: Eukaryota; Viridiplantae; Streptophyta; Magnoliopsida; Brassicales; Brassicaceae.